Molecule: messenger RNA, 1662 nt
Organism: Nicotiana attenuata
Lineage: Eukaryota; Viridiplantae; Streptophyta; Magnoliopsida; Solanales; Solanaceae
Product: diaminopimelate epimerase, chloroplastic
Exons: 10
Coding region: 59-1162 (367 amino acids)
Cellular component (GO): cytosol; cytoplasm
Molecular function (GO): diaminopimelate epimerase activity
Source: RefSeq, a predicted model, not a curated record
CUUCCGGCAUGAAAACUCAUUUUUCACUCUCCUUGAAGCUCCUCCCUCAGCAACUCCAAUGGCCAUCGCCGCCGCAAUUACGUUGCCUCUCACAACCCCAAGCCGCCGUUUUCUUGCUUCUGCUUCUGCUAAUCCCAUUCGAUUUUCUUCUCCUUUAACUGCACAGCCAAAAUAUCUCAAAAUCGCCGCCGGUAGAGGAACACAGUGCCCUAAUUUCCGCAUUUGUGCGGCAUCUUCAAUGAGAAUCGAAGCUCCGGAAAAAGGUUCUCCAGAUUCUUUCCUUGACCGUAAGGAAAGCGACAUUCUUCACUUCGUCAAGUACCACGGCCUCGGCAACGACUUCAUAUUGGUUGACAAUAGAGAUACAACAGAACCUAAGGUCAGUCCUGAUCAAGCUGUGAAACUAUGUGACAGAAACUUCGGAAUUGGUGCUGAUGGCGUGAUAUUUGCAAUGCCGGGUGUCAAUGGCACUGAUUAUACCAUGCGGAUCUUCAAUUCAGAUGGAAGUGAGCCAGAGAUGUGUGGUAAUGGAAUUCGAUGCCUUGCCAAAUUUAUAGCUGAGCUUGAGAACUCCCGUGGAAAGCAAAGUUUCACCAUACAUACAGGGGCUGGACUUAUUGUUCCUGAGAUUCAAGAAGAUGGAAAGGUUAGGGUUGACAUGGGUGAACCCAUUCUGAAGGCAACAGAUGUACCCACGAAACUACCCCCUAAUAAAGAUCAAUCUGUUGUUAAAGCAAGACUAGAUGUAGAUGGAAGUGCAUGGAAUGUGACCUGUGUCAGUAUGGGAAAUCCUCAUUGUGUCACUUUUGGUACAUCACAAAGCCAGGAUUUGCAAGUAGAUGAAUUGAAUUUAUCAGACAUUGGUCCAAAGUUUGAACAUCAUGUGAUGUUCCCUGCUCGCACUAACACAGAAUUUGUACAAGUCUUCUCCCCAACACACCUUAAGAUGCGUGUCUGGGAACGUGGUGCAGGUGCGACACUAGCCUGUGGGACAGGAGCUUGUGCCGUUGUUGUUGCAGCAGUGCUCGAGGAUCGUGCUGCAAGGCGGUGUACUGUUGAUUUACCUGGUGGGCCUCUGGAUAUUGAGUGGAGUGAGAAAGACAACCAUAUCUACAUGACGGGGCCAGCAGAGGUAGUUUUCUAUGGGUCAGUUCCUCUUUAAGCCCUUGAAUUCAUUUCGAGGAGGCAGAGAAAGUGCAUUAGUUUCAUAUUGGUCGAAGAUGUAUAAGUAUCAUUAUUGAAUGGAGCAGGCUAUUCUUCUCAUUGGGAUACUCACACUCAUACAAUUAAUCGGUUGUCUUGAGGUUAGAGAAAUUACAUUAGGCAUAGACCUGUACAUACCAUGUACAAGAUCUACCCGAGCCAUUGACAUACCUAGUUUACGCCAUCAAGUGCUAUCGUGUAAAGUAAUUAGUUGAAUUAAGAGGCUUUUUAUAUUAUGUAAUACUCAAUGUAUCGGAAACAACCUCUUUGCCCUUCCUGGAGUAGGGGUAAGGUUGCGUAUAUCUUACCCUCUCCAGACCCCACUUGUGGGAAACUACUGGGUUUGUUGUUGUUGUUUGUAAUUACUCAGUGUUCCACAGAGCACAAAGUACAUGUUGAUGGAAAUAUAUAGACAAAAGGGCUGUAGAUAAUGAAUAUCUUCCUUUAGUUUUUAGUUUG